Messenger RNA from Cynara cardunculus var. scolymus (artichoke), 1189 nucleotides. RefSeq names its product remorin-like. The transcript has 5 exons. The record is from RefSeq and is a predicted model, not a curated record. NCBI's taxonomy places the organism in Eukaryota, Viridiplantae, Streptophyta, Magnoliopsida, Asterales, Asteraceae. Bases 313 to 849 code for a protein of 178 amino acids.
UACGAAAACAAGAAGCAGCUAUUAAGAACGAAAUAAGACAAAAUUAGUUGGCAUUUAUGAUUUUCAUAGCAACUAUCGAUCCAUCUUUCUUAUCAUCGUCUAAACCAAGAUUUUAAACGUAAUCAUUGAAACUGAAAUCGGAAAUUCAUAAUUAUAUCGUGAUCUGUGGAAGUGAUGACAGCCGUUUUAUUGGUAAAACCGAUAAAGAAACAGUCUGUCAAUCACAUUCCAUAUCCUGCUGCAACCUUCUUCUAUAACCUUCAAUUUCCAUACUAACUCCUUCUCAUCAGAGAAAAACGAAACCAUCAAAAUAUGGCCGCACCACAAGAGGAAGUAGCCAACAAGGUAGAAGCUCUUGAACCUGACUGCUUGGCCCCACCGGAGGGGGAGAACAAACCUCCUCAAGAGAAAAGCCUCACUGAAAAGUCGGUAGAAAAGCCUGAUGAGGAGACACCUAUACAAGGUUCUGUGAAAAGAGAUGCAGUGCUUGCUCGAGUUGCAACAGAGAAGAAAGAUGCACUCAUCAAAGCAUGGGAAGAAAGUGAAAGGUCCAAAGUAGACAACAGGACCCAGAAGAAGCUGGCUGCGAUAGGAGCAUGGGAAAACAGUAAGAAAGCAGAACUAGAGGCUGAAUUGAAAAAGACUGAGGAGAAUCUGGAGAUGAAGAAGGCCAAGUGCAUCGAGAAGAUGAAGAACAAAGUAGCUCUCCUGCACAAGACAGCAGAAGAGAAGAGAGCAAUGACCGAAGCAAAACGCGGAGAAGAUCUUCUAAAAGCAGAAGAGAUUGCAGCCAAGUGUCGUGCUACGGGAUCUACCCCUAAGAAACUCCUGCGAUGGUUUUCAAGCUAAAUGAUCCAUCUAUGUUUAUUUGUAUGGUAAAAGAUUGAUUUCCAUGUUUUAUUGUUUUGUUUGCAUUUGUGUGCAGAUAAGGAAGAGUAUUUGUAACAGACAAGUUCCAAAAUAACAUUGAUAUCAAGUAGUUUCAGAUCACUGUUCUUAGUUUCUAAUCGAGUUAUCCACUCUCCAAAACAUAUAAAAGCCCACUAUCCUAACAAGUCUUUAACUGAGUUCUAGACAAAGUGUGGGCAUUAGAGUAAAUAAGCACAUGGAUUGCAACCAAGCAUUUCUAGGUCUUUUACUAUCUAUGGUACCUGUCAUUUUUAGGAAAAAGGACAGUACUUCUUGGCAA